AUAAUCGAUGACAACAUGUUUUGUAACCGGUGCAGUACACAUUAGGUAGUUUUAUUUUAUUUUUUAAUUAUUAUAACUUAGAAAUGCUGCGCAAAGUGCAUUCAUUGUGUCGGCAGCGAGCACCGGCAAUCUUCUCUAGAGUUUACUCGACCGAUGAGGCGAAUACCAAUUCCAGCUCCGGCGCUGGCAACAGCAGCAGUCGUGGUGCCGGCGGGACUAAGAAUGCAACAACAAGCCGACUGCCUGCCAUACGAAAUCCCUUUGCUGCGGCACAGGAGAAAACAAAGAACACAUACUUGACCAUGGUGGAGAUCUUUCAGGAACGUGAUGUCCAUCGACGCAAUCAUGUGGAAUUCAUUUAUGCCGCCCUUAAGCAUAUGCCGGACUUUGGUGUCGAACAUGAUCUGGAGGUGUACAAGGCACUGAUCGAUGUGAUGCCCAAAGGCAAAUUCAUACCAACAAAUAUUUUCCAAGCUGAGUUUAUGCAUUACCCAAAGCAACAGCAGUGCAUCAUUGAUCUGCUGGAACAGAUGGAGGAUUUUGGCGUGAUGCCCGAUUACGAGAUGGAGGCUAUGCUCUUAAAUGUAUUUGGCAAUAAAGGACACCCACUGCGCAAGUAUUGGCGCAUGAUGUACUGGAUGCCCAAGUUCAAGAACCUCUCGCCUUGGCCACUGCCCGAUCCAGUGCCAGAUGAUACGCUUGAAAUUGCAAAAUUGGCAGUAGAACGAAUGUGCACGGUAGAUCUGCGCUCCCAGUUACGCGUAUAUGAAACUAGUGAGCUAAAGGAUGCCUUGGAUGAGACGUGGAUUGUAAGCGGCAUGAGUCCGGAGCAAUCGAAACUGCUCCGGGAACACAACCGACAGAAAGCCCUUUACAUUGAGGGUCCCUUCCAUAUAUGGAUACGAAAUCGGCGCAUCAAUUACUUUACCCUACGUGCCGAUGCCGAUGAUGAGUUUCUGGCUCAAUUGGAUGAGCGACAGCUGGACGAGGAUGAUGUCUCGCACAUAGAAGUCCCCUUCUUUGGUCGUGCCCCGCCACGGCGUCACAAUCAAUUGGGCAAACUGCGAUCAGUACAUCAGCAGGAUGAUGGCACAAUUUUUGCUAUUUGCGCCACUGGAACGUCUACCAAGGAUUCACUGCUCUCUUGGAUACGUUUGCUGGAGUCAAAUGGGAAUCCAAUUAUAGGCGAAAUUCCUGUGCUCUUCAGGUUUACAUCCACAGUGCCUGCCAAAGCACAGGAAAUUGAGGGACCUGCCACAGUUCCAGCGACCAGUGAUAAUGCUUGAACUAAAUUUGUUUUAUGGAUGAAAUCAGAUGAGAUGAGUAAUUAAAAUUGUUGAGCAAA
Molecule: messenger RNA, 1345 nt
Organism: Drosophila willistoni
Lineage: Eukaryota; Metazoa; Arthropoda; Insecta; Diptera; Drosophilidae
Gene: ECSIT
Product: evolutionarily conserved signaling intermediate in Toll pathway, mitochondrial
Exons: 2
Coding region: 84-1286 (400 amino acids)
Cellular component (GO): mitochondrion
Source: RefSeq, a predicted model, not a curated record